CGCAGGUGCUCAUGAUGCAGGAGAAUGACCAUGACAUUGAGAAACAAGGCUUUGAAAACCUGGCCUACGAGUAUGGGAGCCAGACUGAGCUCUGUCCUCCACCUAAAGCUGCCUCAAGAGCAGCUUUUAAACUUCAGCGGAUCACCUCUGAGCAUGAGGUCCACAUCAUCCAAACCAGAAUCUGCAGCCUGAAUGGAAUAAUUGCUGUCACAUGGUCUGUACCCAACAGUUUGGCCAAGGUGGACUACGAUGCUUCAGUUAUUCCAACCAAAGAGAUCGCCCUGGAACUACAGACCUUGGGAUACAGCGUGGAGUCUGUGGUGCAGAUCAGGGUGGAUGGUAUGCACUGCCAGUCCUGUGUGCGGUCCAUUCAGGGACAGAUCGGGGAGCUGCAGGGGGUUUCACAUAUUCAGGUGUCUCUUCAGGACAAAGCAGCGCUGAUUGUUUUUCAGCCUCUUCUAGUCACACAUGAAGAGCUGAGAGACAAAAUUGAGGACAUGGGCUUUGAUACUGCUUUGUUAUCAGAGGACCCAUCAGUAGAAGAUUUAAGUUUCUGGCAGAAAAAGGAGGUGGAUGCCUCCACCCAGACUGUAACCAUUUUGAUUGGAGGGAUGACUUGCAGCUCUUGUGUGCAGACAAUAGAAGGGAGGAUCUCUCAGAUGACUGGAGUGCAGUUCAUAGCGGUGUCCCUGGAGGCGGAAAAGGGAACAAUAACCUUUGAUCCCUAUUUGACAGAGCCAGAGCAGCUCAGGGCAGCUAUUGAGGACAUGGGCUUUGACGCCUCACUUAAAGAACCUAUAACGAGUGUUCAGAGUCAUGAAAAGUCCCAGCCUGUAAGCUUUGGACUUUCUGACAUGUCGACAAACAGGCCUGUAGUCAGCAAUGGGACGGGUUCACAGGCACCAUCUGCAAGUUCGCCUGAGAUAAAGGCACAGAAAUGCUUCAUCUGCGUUACGGGGAUGACCUGUGCCUCCUGUGUGUCCAACAUCGAGAGGAACCUGCUCAAACACAGAGGAAUCCUCUCAGUGUUGGUGUCGCUAAUGGCCGGUAAGGCGGAGGUGAAGUAUGAUUCACAUGUCCUGGAUGCUACUGCAGUGACUGAGCUCAUCAAAGACUUGGGCUUUGGUGCCAAAGUGAUUGAGGAUAAUGCAGUAGCACAUGGAAAGCUGGACCUCACUAUAACAGGCAUGACGUGCGCAUCAUGUGUCCACAACAUCGAGUCCAAGCUCAACUUAACCAGAGGGAUCCUCAUGGCUUCGGUCGCACUGGCAACCAACAAAGCUCAGGUUGAGUUUGACCCAGAGGUGCUCGGACCUCGGGAUAUUAUCAAGCUCAUCCAGGGUCUUGGAUUUGAGGCCAGGCUGGAGCAGGCGGGCUUCAAAAACAACCUCGAUCACAAAGAAGAAAUUCGACAGUGGAAGAACACAUUUCUGUUGAGCCUGGUCUUUGGCUUGCCUGUGAUGGGUCUCAUGAUCUACAUGAUGGUGAUGGACAACCUACACCAAGAACACGGGGGCUCCAUGCCCACCGAGCAGAAUGUACUUCCGGGCCUCUCCAUCCUUAACCUGCUUUUCUUUGUGCUCUGCACACCUGUCCAGAUCUUUGGAGGUCGAUACUUUUACAUUCAGGCCUACCGCUCUCUAAAACAUCGCACUGCCAACAUGGAUGUGCUAAUUGUGUUAGCCACCUCCAUUGCCUACAUCUAUUCCUGCGUGGUCCUCAUCGUGGCCAUGGCGGAGCAGGCAAGCCAGAGCCCUGUGACCUUUUUCGACACUCCACCCAUGCUCUUUGUGUUCAUCGCUUUGGGACGAUGGCUGGAACACAUCGCAAAGAGUAAAACCUCAGAGGCUUUGGCCAAAUUAAUGUCACUUCAAGCCACCGAUGCCACUGUGGUCACGUUGGGAUCUGACAAAUCCAUCAUCAGUGAGGAGCAGGUGCUGGUGGAGCUCGUUCAGAGGGGCGAUAUUGUGAAGGUUGUUCCUGGAGGGAAGUUCCCAGUCGAUGGGAAAGUGAUUGAAGGGAACUCCAUGGCAGAUGAGUCCUUGAUUACAGGUGAGCCAAUGCCCGUUAGUAAGAAGGUGGGCAGUUUGGUGAUUGCCGGCUCCAUUAACGCUCACGGUGCCCUUCUGGUGGAGGCCACUCACGUCGGUACUGAAACAACACUGUCACAAAUAGUCAAACUGGUCGAAGAGGCACAGACCUCUAAGGCCCCCAUCCAGCAGUUUGCAGAUAGACUCAGUGGCUACUUCGUGCCCUUCAUUGUUAUCGUGUCCCUGUUAACACUGAUAGUGUGGCUGGCCAUUGGCUUUGUCAACUUCGACAUUGUGAAGGAGAACUUCCCGGGUUACAACCAGAGCAUCUCCAAGGCAGAGGUCAUCGUCCGCUUCGCCUUCCAGGCGUCCAUCACCGUUCUCUCCAUCGCCUGCCCCUGCUCUCUGGGGCUGGCAACUCCGACGGCGGUCAUGGUUGGCACGGGGGUCGGCGCUCAGAACGGCAUCCUCAUUAAAGGAGGCGAGCCGCUGGAGAUGGCACAUAAGAUCAGUGUGGUGAUGUUUGAUAAAACUGGCACUAUUACAAACGGCGUGCCGCGGGUGACUCGAGUCCUGGUGUUGUGGGAAGUGGCCCGCAUGCCCCUGAGGAAGAUCCUGGCAGUGGUGGGUACCGCCGAGGCCAGCAGCGAGCACCCGCUAGGCAUAGCAGUUGCCAAAUACUGCAAACAGGAGCUGGGCUCCGAUGUCCUCGGGUGCUGCCAGGACUUCCAGGCCGUGCCCGGCUGUGGGAUCAGCUGCCGGGUGUCCAGCGUGGAACAUCUGCUGCUGCAGCCGAGCGAGGAGCGAUUCCUGCUGCCGGGGGCUACUAUUGAAGAAAGCAGCAUGCUGCCUGCAGGAGAGUCCACCUCUGCAGCUGAAGGGCUGUUUUAUUCUGUCCUGAUUGGAAACAGAGAGUGGAUGAGGAGGAAUGGCCACCACAUAGGAGCAGAUGUGGAUGCUGCGAUGUCGAGCCACGAAACCAAAGGGCAGACAGCCAUACUGGUGGCUAUAGAUGGUGUUUUGUGUGCAAUGUUAGCCAUCGCAGACACGGUGAAAGCAGAGUCAGCAUUAGCAGUGCAUACACUGAACACUAUGGGCAUUGAGGUGGUGAUGAUGACGGGAGACAACAGGCGCACAGCUAAGGCCAUAGCAGCACAGGUGGGGAUCAGAAAGGUAUUUGCAGAAGUGCUGCCAUCACACAAGGUGGCAAAAGUCCAGGAGCUGCAGAAACGAGGCCUGAGGGUGGCCAUGGUGGGAGAUGGCGUGAACGACUCCCCCGCCCUCGCCCGUGCCGACGUCGGCAUCGCAAUCGGGACAGGCACCGAUGUGGCUAUUGAGGCGGCUGACAUUGUCUUGAUCCGAAAUGACCUGCUAGAUGUGGUGGCCAGCAUCGAGCUGUCCAAGAAGACGGUGCGUCGGAUAAGGAUCAACUUUGUCUUUGCUCUCUUCUACAAUCUUGUUGGAAUACCAAUUGCUGCAGGUGUGUUCAUGCCCGUUGGCCUGGUGCUCCAACCCUGGAUGGGCUCAGCUGCAAUGGCCGCCUCAUCAGUUUCAGUGGUCCUGUCUUCUUUACUGCUGAAAAUGUACAAGAAAACCUCAGUGGAGCUCUAUGAGAUGCGUGCUAGAGGCCAAAUGAGGAGCCUUCGUUCGUCUCAGAUCAGCACACAUCUGGGUCUGGACGGCCGGCGGCGCAGUCCCGCUCUCCCCAACGCAACUCGGGAACAGAGGAACCCAAGCGGCAUGACUCCACCCGGCUUCUCCAGCCGCUCACCCAGUCAAGGGGCAUCCAUUAAGGUUGUUGCUGAGGAGCAGAACCGCUACUCCCUGCUGGAGCACCAGACUGCAGACGUCCUCAACGUGUUGUAAAGGGAAAACAGGAAGAUGUUUUUUACCUGGUACUCAUGUUUAUGACUAAAAAAUUUUUUUUUAAUGUAAAUACACUAAUUGUCAAACCUAAAGUGCUCUUUUAUUUUGAUGUAACAUUAAAGUUUUACU
Messenger RNA from Pundamilia nyererei, 4025 nucleotides. RefSeq names its product ATPase copper transporting beta (gene atp7b). The record is from RefSeq and is a predicted model, not a curated record. Gene Ontology annotation, biological process: monoatomic cation transport; copper ion homeostasis. Lineage: Eukaryota; Metazoa; Chordata; Actinopteri; Cichliformes; Cichlidae. Gene Ontology annotation, molecular function: copper ion binding; P-type divalent copper transporter activity; ATP binding. The coding region runs from base 12 to 3896 and encodes 1294 amino acids. The transcript has 21 exons. Gene Ontology annotation, cellular component: membrane.